Molecule: messenger RNA, 864 nt
Organism: Lentinula edodes (shiitake mushroom)
Lineage: Eukaryota; Fungi; Basidiomycota; Agaricomycetes; Agaricales; Omphalotaceae
Product: UbiA prenyltransferase family
Exons: 4
Coding region: 1-864 (287 amino acids)
Cellular component (GO): membrane
Molecular function (GO): transferase activity, transferring alkyl or aryl (other than methyl) groups
Source: RefSeq, a predicted model, not a curated record
AUGCUCACCACAAUACGGGACUUCCUCGUUACGCUUCAGUUGUUCAACCAAUCUGAUAUGAAGACAAUCGUCCUCCCCGUGACUGUCUUCUCUCAAGCUUUAGCCUCACAUCACUCCGUCUCUCGAUUCUUGCUCGUCGUGUUCUGGAUUUGGAUGCACCUUCUUUAUUUCACAGUGACGAAUCAGACUUUUGGCACGUCCCCCGAAGAGGACGCUGUUAAUAAGCCAAAUCGACCGAUACCUGCGAAGCGUAUCAGCGUCGACUCAGCAAUUGUUCUAGGUUGGGUGCUUGCACCUGUCGAUCUCGCGCUUUCGCUAUAUGCGGGCGCGGUUCCAUCAGGAGUGGCGAUCUGCGUUCUCACCAGCAUCUACUGCAGCGGCGGAGGCCAUAGUCACUGGCUUUCCAAGAACGGCUGCUGUGCUGGGUUCUAUGCUUUAUUUGAAUAUGGCGCUACACAGAUUGCAGACUCUUCGGAGAAGCUUAAUCAGAACCAACUUGGUGCCAUUAUUGGAAGCGCCUUGAUUAUUUUUACCACGAUUCACGCCCAAGACUUUCGGGAUGAUGAAGGGGAUGCUCUCUUGGGAAGACGUACAUUUACGCUCUCGUUCCCGGUCUUUUCUAGAAUCAGCAUGCCAUUCUUGUUGACUGCCUGGUCAAUAACGCUUUACCUGUUUUCUGAAGCCAACCAAUUUGUUCUGCUUGCAUUGAUGGCACUUGGAGCAGUCACUGGAGUUCGCUUCCUGACUUUGAAAUCGGCGAAAGACGACCGACUUUCCUACUUGUACUACAAUAUAUGGCUCUCGAUGGCGCAUGUGGGCCUUAGCUCGUUGGAUCUUGGCAAAGUGGCCGCGUGGUAUCAAUAG